UCUCCCUUCGCAGCCAAGCCCAUCCACCACCACGGUGAAGCCUGCCUGAAGCUGAAGGUGACGGUGACAGGCAAAGGCACUCCGGCACCACCUGCCCCGGCCUCGACACAGAAGGGGAGGAUCCAGGCAGACGAUGCAGCCGCACACGUGCUGAGGAGCGUGGGGCAGAACUCGGCCAUGCGCAGCAGCAGCCGCCCCUUCACCUUCAUCAGCCUCCUCCUGCCCCUCUUGGUGCCGCAGGGGCUCUGAGCUGCCCCACGUGCCUGGACCCACCGAGGCUGAGGCCACUGGAGACCUCCGUGGUCCCAGCACAUCUGCCCCAGGUGCCCUGCCCUGCGCACAUCUGGGCGAGGAAAGAAUUUGUCAGUAUUACGGGGCUGGAGGGCCCAAAGCCAUCAGAGCAAUUGGGGCCUUCAGGCUUCCCUGGCCCUUCCAGGACAGUCCUGGCAGCCAGAGGCUGAGCGGGAGCCUGGAGCUGGAGGGGCUGAAGUGCCCCAGACUGGAGAGGGGCAGGGGGCUGGCACCCCUGCCCCGCAGCUGAGCUCGCCCACCACCUUCAGGGUUUUCCCCGUGGUGGGCUCGAACUGGAACGUGUCCUGCUGGCGGGGACAUGGGGGUGGCCAGGUGACACCGGUGCAGGGGGCUGUUUUACCCCCAGUGUCAGUGGUCAGAGAGGACAGACAGGCUGGAGAUGCCCCGCAGCCAGGGGAGCGGGGUUAUCAGAAACAUCCCACUCCUCCCUGUGCUGCACCCCUACCCCAUCCUUCAUCCCCUGGCCCUUCCCCAUCCCUCCCCUCCGCUGGGUGCCGGAGGGGCCCCCAGCACCCCCUUUGUACAGCUUUCUAACACGGGACUUUUUAUACCAUUGUCGGGAAUAAAUAACCAAAACCUUGCUGA
This is a messenger RNA of Cyanistes caeruleus (blue tit), 897 nucleotides long. NCBI's taxonomy places the organism in Eukaryota, Metazoa, Chordata, Aves, Passeriformes, Paridae. The record is from RefSeq and is a predicted model, not a curated record.